Molecule: messenger RNA, 9947 nt
Organism: Dalotia coriaria
Lineage: Eukaryota; Metazoa; Arthropoda; Insecta; Coleoptera; Staphylinidae
Gene: fry
Product: Protein furry
Exons: 29
Coding region: 454-9828 (3124 amino acids)
Biological process (GO): cell morphogenesis; neuron projection development
Cellular component (GO): cell cortex; site of polarized growth
Source: RefSeq, a predicted model, not a curated record
CUUAAUCCAUGGGCCGAACUUAGUAUAUGCAUUACUGCAUCUGUGUAUAGCUUGGUGCAUAAUCUGCAAUCUGUUGAAAUGACUGACUUGCUCAAGGUGCGUCGAUCAAUGUUAUGUGUUACAAUUGCCUAUUUAUGUGUAUGUACAUGUACAUAGUGUAUUGAAGUCAAAAUUCAUGUAUGUACAAACCAAAUGAAGGCGACAAAUUGUGCGUAAUUAAAUCAAUUAUAAUCGUUUUCGACAAGAAAUCUAUAGAACAUUUUGAGGUAUAUGCCUCGCCAAUGUUUUUGAGCUUCUAAAAGAUGUGAAUUAAGUCUCUUCUGUGUGCAGUGAGAAUUAAUCAUUUGCAAAACUCGUCAGUCACUGUUCCUGUUCACAUGCGGGCUAUAUUCAACGUAUCAACAAGAGAGUUUUGUAUUUUGCAUUUCUUGAAAAAUAUGCAUCAGUAAAAUCAUGGCUGAUUAUUCGUCUGAAAACACAACAUCCCAAGAAAACACAGAGCCUGCUUUUGGACAGGAUUCUGAUGUAGAGUCUUCAAAUAGCAAUGUGUCUGGAUCGGAGGCACAUAGUGGGCAUACUUCAUUGUGUAGCAAUGUUGAUGAAGGAUGGUUGUCUGCCCCUCGAGUGCUGUUGAGUGAGGCUUCAACCAUUGUUAAUUCAAACUCCUUAGAGCCUGAUGUUAGACAGAAUAAUUUAACCACAACAUCAAUGCAUAAUUCCUUCAAAGGUACUCUUCUGCCUUGGGGUGCCACAAAGGAUCGUUCCACACAUCCCAGUGCAGGUCCCAGCAUUGAUAUGGAUAUUCGGCCUGGAGAAUUUGUUAUGCGGACGCUCUUUGCUGACUUCACAUUGCAAUCAGAACGUAAAAUAGAGUCAGUGAUGUUUGACCAGCAAGACAAGCAACUGUUGAAGGUUUUGCAGAGAGGGGAAGAUGCACAGUUUGAUCAGCUACUUAGUGCAUUUGGCUCUGUGGCUGAACAUUGCCUGCCUUCUCUUUUGAAGGCUUUGUUUGCAUGGUAUGAGAGGCAGUUGAGUGAAGUAUGCAAUUCUGAACAAAAGAAAGUUGAAAAGGGAAAAAGUAUUAUAAAUAUAGUGUCAGGCAAUACACAGGAGGUAGUUGAAAGAAGUGAGGAAGAAAUUCAGCAGGAGAGAAGAGACUUGGCUGUGGAGUUCAUUUUCUGUUUGGUGCUUAUUGAAGUUCUUAGACAGCUAUCUUUUCACCCUGGCCAUGAAGAUCUUGUGCAGUAUAUUGAAGUGAUUGCAUUUAAACAUUUUAAAUACAGAGAUGGGGUUGCAAAUGGGCCAAAUGCAGCAAACAUUCAUAUAAUUGCCGAUUUAUAUGCAGAAGUUAUCGGUGCUCUGGCACAGUCGAGAUUUAUGUCAGUACGCACACGAUUUAUGUCAGAAUUGAAGGAAUUACGAUCUCGUGACCCUAGUCCCCAAAUAACACAAAGUAUUAUUAGCUUGCUAAUGGGUAUGAAGUUCUUUCGCGUCAAAAUGGUACCAAUUGAAGAGUUUGAAGCUUCUUUUCAAUUCAUGCAGGAGUGCGCUCAGUAUUUUCUGGACGUCAAGGAUAAGGACAUCAAACAUGCGCUUGCUGGUUUGUUCGUGGAGAUAUUGGUUCCCGUGGCUGCUACUGUGAAAAAUGAAGUAAAUGUUCCCUGCCUGAAAAACUUCGUGGAGAUGCUCUAUUCACAGACGUUGGACGCAAGUACGAAGUCAAAACACAGAUUGGCUUUGUUUCCUCUCAUAACUUGCCUACUAUGUGUCAGCCAGAAAGCCUUUUUCCUGCAAAAUUGGCACUACUUCCUCGCCAUGUGUUUAUCACAUUUGAAAAAUCGAGAUUCCAAGAUGUGUCGUGUCGCUUUAGAAUCUCUCUAUCGUUUGCUGUGGGUGUAUAUGAUUCGCAUAAAAUGCGAGAGCAACUCUGCGACUCAUUCGCGCCUCCAAAGCAUUGUGAAUUCUCUAUUCCCCAAGGGUUCGAAAGGUGUCGUGCCACGUGACACCCCAUUACAUAUUUUCGUGAAGAUUAUCCAGUUUAUUGCCCAGGAGCGCUUAGAUUUUGCGAUGCGUGAGAUUGUAUUCGAUUUGCUCUCUGUGGGACGCCCUAUAAAAAUCAUUCUCACUCCCGAGAGAAUGAAUAUUGGACUAAGAGCCUUUCUUGUUGUUGCCGAUAGUUUACAGCAGAAGGAGGGAGAACCCCCCAUGCCUAGAGCAAUGGGGGUGCUGCCUAGUGGCAAUACACUGCGUGUUAGAAAGAUUUUUCUCAAUAAGACACUUACAGACGACAUGGCAAAAAGUAUCGGUAUGAGUUCAUACUUUAUUCAUGUACGACGAGUUUUUGUGGAUAUUUUACGUGCGCUGGAUUCACAGUAUGGUCGUCCGCUGAUGAUGACUAGCGUCCAGAAUGUCAAUAAAGAGCCUGACGAGAUGAUAACUGGCGAAAGGAAGCCGCGAAUUGAUUUGUUUCGCACUUGUGUUGCCGCUGUACCUAGAUUAAUUCCGGAUGGGAUGACCGGCGCUGAAUUGGUGGAUUUGCUGUCUCGCCUAACUGUACACAUUGAUGAGGAAAUGCGUAUGCUUGCAUAUCAGAGUCUUCAACUCCUGGUAAUGGAAUUUCCUGAUUGGCGCCAGGAUGUUCUCUGGGGAUUUACACAAUUUUUGGCGAAAGAGGUCCUUGACACUUUUCCGCAGCUUGUUGACAGCGGCAUGCGAAUGUUGCUGCAACUUUUAACAACUUGGAAAGCGGCGGUUGUUCCAAACGCUCAAUUGCCAAGCAUGCGACCUGCCAAAGAAGGUUCUAAUAGUGAAGGAACUAGAACGUUGAUUAAGAAUAAGGAUGCAAAUAAACGAACUGACAACGCGAAACCAGAACCUAUUCAUUCAGUAUUACAUCUUAUUGAAUCUUACGCAUUGGUUAUGCUGUGCAAUUAUCGUAUUGUACCGCGAAAACUUUCGAUCAUGAUAUUGCGUGAUGUGAAGAUUUUACAAAAGCAGCUCGCUUGCACCAAUGAGCCAUCGGUCGUGGAUGUUAUGGAUCAGUUUGUGCAGCAAGUGGUGGAGAAGGUGUUGGGUAUUCUACCACCGGGCGAGAAGACAGCUAUUCUUAGCGCACCCAAUAUUGACACUCAGUGGCUGGCCGAGCGCAAUACAACACUUUGGACAGCUGGUUUACAUGAAGACGGAAAGUCGGUCAUGUACGAAGUGGAUGCUGUUGAUCCUUGGGGCACCUGUUUAUUUGCUUUCUUAGAGCGCGACCGAAUUCUGUCUCUUUGUCCUUCAGUGGUGCAGCAUUCCUGGCCAAUGGUAUUCAGUAGGUUGAAUUCGUUGUAUCCUGUUAUUGACCCAACUCCGGUCAAUGAUAACCGUGCUUCCCUGCUUCGAAGUUCUACAACAGUAAAAAAACCAUUAAAUGAGCGCGAUUUCUACAUUUUUCUAUGGAAAAACUACAUAACUUUUGCAUUUAAAGUGGUUCCACCUGUACCCAAUCCGGUGAUUCGCUGCGCCAGCCCUGAUCUCAGUCUUAGUUCUUUGGAAGGUGUUGUUGAGUCAAGUGAGCUCAGUACAAGCCUUGAGAAUUUGGUACAAGCGCAGGGCUUGAUCUCCACGGGCAGAUUUACUCUGCCACUCUCCGCCAUUCGGCGACAACAUAAGCGAACCAGUUCGUCACCUGAUAGUCUAAACGCGGAGCGCAAUGAGACGAAGCUAGGAGCCGGCUUGACCGCCUCUCCAACGGCCCUCUUCAAGCUGAUCGUGCCAUUAUUGCGUUGCGAGGUGUUGGAUGUGCGCACAGCCGCCGUGAACGCCCUCGGGAAUGUCAACAAUGAAGCAUUAAAAGAUUUAAUGGAGGAAUUAGUACCAUAUAUUCGCGAAGCUGUCGACCGUAAGCAGGAGAAUGUGAGAAGGAGGCGGCGACGCGAUUCUUUGCGAUUUCAAUUAAUUAAAGUGUUGGAACUUAUUGCCGAAUCUGGCACGUUUGGCGUCAGCUCGUUUGUGAUUGAUCGCUCUGCAUUGCAUUUCGCGUUUCUGGAAUACAUGGACGGGGCGCGUUUGUACCUCGAAUCCGAGCCCGACAAAAACACCACAUACGUCAGAGAAAUUGUUCACUAUUUUUGUUCUUUUAUUCGGAAAAUGAUCAAAAGUUUCAGCCUUGAAACUCUAAGGACGCUUUUAAAAAAAGACUUGCGUAGAAAAUUGCUUAUAUUAUUUUCUACCUGGUCGGGUUACUAUGGAGCACCAAUUCGAAAAAUUGUCGUGGAAGAUGUACAUUACAAAGACAAAAAAGUGAAUGAUGCGCAGUUUUGCGUUUUGCAAGCAAUGACUGCGUUGCUUUGCUGUGGACCGUGGUUUGACGACACUAAUACAUCUGAUGAUCGAAUUUACUAUAAAUGGCUUGAUAUGAUGCUAGAGAGUCACGAAGAUCGAGUGUAUAAUUUGGCUAAAGAAACUGUCGUUUUGUUGCUUGAAUUUAAUCCAGACAUCGACCAUCUUCUGGAUUGGUGUGUGGAUCGUUGUUAUACGGGAGCACAAACAGUAGCAGAUGGAUGCUUUCUAGCACUUGCCACGAUAUUCAGCGCAAGAGAAUAUCCUUGUGAUCACUACACAGCUGUAAUCAACGUCACUCUGAUGAAUACUGGAUGUCCACGACCACACGUACGAGAUACUGCGCUUCAAUUGCUGCAACUGCUUGAUAAGAGGUUCUUUGGUACCGUGCGACCAUUGGCGGAAGGAGAUUUAGCUGAGGGAGAUAAAGGGCGCAGCACACUGGACACUCUACUCGCGCGAACGUAUUGCCGGUCCCAAAUUCAUCUGAGUAGCCAACUCUCUCAACUUCAUCCGGAGCUAACUAUGCCUAUGUUUUCUGAAAUUACUCACCGUUUUCAAACGGCUCGCCCAGAUGUUCGACAAUUGCUUUUGCAGUACUUGGUGCCAUGGUUGCACAACAUGGAGCUCGUGGAUCCAAAUGUACCACCAACGAAUGCAAGUUUUUAUUAUCAGUUUUAUGCAAAUGAGACUGCAAAAGCGGGGGUUCGGAAAGAAGGAUGGGGUUCAGCGGAAGCGACAGAAAUGGUUCUGAAUAAUAUUUUCUAUAUUACAGCAAAGUUUGGUGAUAAUCAUUCGAAAGAAAUGGACCAUGUGUGGGCCACGUUGUGCACUUCAUGGCCUAAUAACAUGAAGGUCAUUAUUCGAUAUCUCAUUAUUAUUAGUGGUAUGGCGCCAAAUGAAUUGCUACCAUAUGCCAAACGCGUGGUUGUUUACCUGGCCCGAGUACAAACUGCAAGAUUACUAGACGAAAUGAUGUUUGAGCUGCAAACUGUGGAGACACUGAAUUGCCUUAUCGAGCGCACCGAAACGCCACCGUUCUACAGACUCACUGUAAUGCGUAAAACUUCGAGUCAUUCGGACGGCACAGGUGGAGUUGCAGGACAGACUGAUACGAAUAGUCGAAGCGAUCUAGGGGUGGAAAAAGGCACAAUUCACACCAAGAGGCAUAGUGGCGAAGAUCCGACAAAGUGCGGCUCGCCGAAAAUGGAUCCGUUGCUCCACGACUUUGAUUCCGGUGUUCGCCUCAACGGAAAUGUCACAGAGGGUUCAUUUGCUAUAUCUUAUGCGACGAUGCUGCACGAUAUGCGCUCUCCAAAAAAUCACCACAAUAACGGAAACAUAUCCGAGGACUGCACCCCAACUACUGAUGAAAAUUCUGAUGAUUUGUUUUCUCUGGCUCGACCAGAACAACCGAAAAAAAAUGAUAUAUCAAUUCCACAGCCUCAUCCCCUACCAAUGCCCGAAUAUGGUGGCUACUUUGCGCCACUAACGGAAUAUCUGCCAGACAGCUCCCAACCUAUAUCCGGUUUCCAUCGAUGUAAUGUUGCCGUUAUGCUUCUCUGUGAUGUCGUAAUCGACGGCAUAGACAUUGAUUGGGCAGUCCAUGUACCGCUUAUACUUCAUAUUCUAUUUUUGGGUUUGGAUCACACAAGGCCCCUAGUUCAUCAGCACUGCAAACAAUUGCUCUUGAAUUUGUUGAUUGUUUUAGCACAACAUAAUGACCAUCUUGUGGUGGCACAUAUACUAUUGAACAGUAAAACUAAUUUGGAAUUUGGACUGCCUACGCCUAUUUUACCAGUUUUGAAGCACACAUUUACAGAACCUGAUACGACGUUUGACAGUUAUCUACAAGGUCCAGUUCCACUCAAUUUUACCGAAGAAACACCCGGAACUGGCGAAGUUGAAUGCAACACGAAAUUGAAUGUACCAGACGAUAAAAAGGAAGCAAUUGGACCACCCGUUAUUGUAACAGCUGAAGACCAAUUGAUUUGGUCUGGAUCUGAAGGGGGCCCUAACUUAUCGAUUCAAGAUGCUAUAAAAUCACUGAUUCACUUUAUAUCAACUCGUCAAAAUCAACCUUUAUGGCCGUAUGAAGAUAUUACAGCAAAAUUGUGGCAGGUGCGGAGUGCUGAGCAGAUCGAUAUUUUCCUGCAGCAUGUGCUAAGACUAUUUCAAGAUUCCUUACCAAACGCGCACAUUAAUGAACGAUGGGCUCAGACGGCACUUCAGCUUGGCCUCAGUUGUUCUUCCCGUCAUUAUGCAGGGCGCUCUUUACAAAUAUAUAGAGCUUUACGCGUGCCUAUUACUUCACGAAUGUUAUCGGAGAUUUUGAGUCGACUCGUCGAGACUGUAGCUGAACAGGGCGAAGAUAUGCAAGGAUACGUUACUGAAUUGUUGCUAACCUUGGAGUCAGCAGUAGACUAUCUUGAGUCCGAUUUCCGUCCGCUCGACUUUAUGCGCGAUUUCUUUAAAUCUACUCCUAAUUUAAACAAUAAGGAUUGUGCUUUAAAGAGAUCAAACAAUGGUAAUAUCGUUGGUGGAGAUAUGCAACCGUGUCUUUUGCACCACACUCAAACAGGUCAUACCAGAAGUACGAGUUAUUCCGUAAGUUAUGGAUUAAGGAAAAAUUCCGGGUCGCCCGCGAGUGAUACUAAAGAGAUGCGUUCGCGGAACUCAAUGGAAGUAGAGAAUCGUACAUCUGCGACUAAAUUCUCUUCUAAUCUAUCACGAUCUCGAAGUGCACAAAGUUUAAAAUUAAUGGGAGAUUCCGCCAGUCAGGAUGAUAAAAUGACAAUUUUAGCACAACUUUUUUGGCUUUCGGUGUCGCUUUUAGAGAGCGAUUACGAGCACGAAUUUCUUUUGGCAUUGAGAUUAUUAGCCCGAGUUAUGCAUCGAUUGCCAUUGGACAGGCCAGAUGCCAGAGAUAAAGUGGAAAAGCUUCAAGCGCAACUGCGUUGGGCUCAAUUUCCAGGUGUUCAUGCUUUACUAUUGAAAGGUUGUACCCACCCUAAUAUUUAUGAAGCUGUAGUAGUACUACUAUCGCAAUUUACACCAUUACUGGAUUUGGUUGUCGUGGAUCCAUCACAAAGCAUCGCAUUUCCUAUGAAUGUUAUUGCGUUGCUUCCGUAUAUGUUGCUCAACUACGAAGAUGCUAAUGAACUUUGCAUCAAAAGUGCUGAUAAUAUUGCACAAGUUAGUAUUGAGAAAAGCAAGAAACUGGAGAAUCUUGGUACCGUCAUGAAUCUGUAUAGUCGGCGGACUUUUAGUAAAGAGAGUUUUCAGUGGACAAAAUGUGUUAUAAAAUAUCUUUACGACACUUACUCACAUCUAUCUUUGAAUAUGCUUACAUUUUUGGUGGAAGUACUGGAAAAAGGUCCAACCAAUCUACAACUACCAGUGCUGAAUAUUUUACACUGCAUGUUGCAUUACGUGGAUCUCGCCUCUGCGGCUUCUCAACCGAUUAAUGCCGAUCUCUUAAGAGUUAUAGCUAGAUAUAUCGAAGGCCCUCAUUGGAAAGAAUCUUUGAAGAUUUUGAAACUUGUUGUAACUAGGUCUAGUAGUUUGGUGGCUCCACCAACUCAUAUUACUAGCUAUUGGGAGAGUAAUAUUACAUCAGUGCCUCAUCCAUCAUUUAGUGAUAUUGACGUUUUUAGCAAGAAGGAAUUGCCAGGAAGAACAAUGGAUUUUACUUUUGAUGUUUCUCAAACACCUGUGAUUGGUAGACGUUUCUUGAAAGUGAAUAAGCCUGAGGAAAAUUUAACUGUGAUGGCUUCUCCCCGGCGCUCAUGCUCCUUAAGUCCUGCGGAUACUGGUUUAAUAUCCGGCUGGAAACGGUCGUGGUUGUCACAGGGACGUGUGCGUGAAUGCCUAGUCAACUUAUUGACUACAUGCGGACAACGAGUUGGUUUGCCAAAGAGCCCUUCCGUCAUAUUCAGUCAAAGUUCCGACAUUUUGGAACGGCAAUCAAGUAUGGCUUCCAGUACAGAGGAGGUUUCUGUUGGAAACAAUGAUCAUAGCGGCGGAUCGAGACGUGAUGAUCAUACUGCUGACUUCGGUGUUUUUAAAGACUUUGAUUUUUUGGAAUAUGAAAGCGAAAGCAUUGAAGGCGAGAGUACUGACAACUUUAAUUGGGGCGUGCGUCGUCGUCCACUUAGUGAAGGCGAGGAGGAGCACCCGAGUUUGAAACAUUUGGAAGACAGCAUCAGCGAAAAAACUCCGGUGUUAAAGGUACGCAAAAGAAUCGUUGCUGAAGAGUCUUCUGAUGAUGAAAUUGGUUCCGAAUCUCCUUUGGAUGAAAUUGUUGCUGCUUCCGAGUUUGAUACCAGUAGCCAUACUGAAAGUGCUAUUUUUCCUCCAAUGUCAUUGAACUUACCUCGAAGUAGACAGAAUUCCAGUGCUCGUUCGGACACAAGUGGAUCAAGUGUUGGAGAUAUGGGGGAUGUAACGCCAUGUAAUACAUCGCCGAAUUUGUCGGUUUUGAUGCGACCCUUAACCCGAAGCGAUACCCUGGAAACGUGGUCUGCAUAUGUACAAGCAAAUCUCUCGCAGACGAAUGCGCUUGCACUCUUUCAUCAAUUGCAACGCUUAAUACGUAGUAUAUCGAAUUCGUCCAUUAUAAUUACGCGCGAGUCUUGUACACAUCUGACCAAAUCGAGUAGCACUGCAAUUAUAAAACUAAUCAGUUCCCGACUUACUUCUAUGAUUGAUAUUGUGAAUCUUCGCGUUUUACCAACACAUUUCAUUUGGUUUAAUUCGAUGGUCUUAAGUUCUUCCAAGCUGAACGAGACAUUGCGGUAUGGAAUUCUCGAAGUUCAAGAGCACUUGGAAACUUUUUGCGAUAAAAGGGAACAGGCGACAAUGUUUUCCGACUCUAUAAAAACGUCAUUAAAACUUGAACAAUUGAGCGUGCAAAUGCCUGAUCGACUGGAGGAUUAUUUGCUUGAUCUAUCUAAAGCAUUGUACAAGUUACAUUUUCAACUCCUUCUACUGAUUGAAGCUGCAAACAAGAUGAUCUCUACUUUAACUGCGACAUUGAAAUCCUCUAACUUUAAGGAUGUAACGAAUGAAAUAAUAUUAAUUCGAAGCAAUUUGAAUCGAACACUUGAAGAGAUUGAGGCAGAUAGUGGAACUCCAACUCCUGUGUCUUCUACAGCAAUGUCUCCAUCUAAUGCAACAAUUGAAGAAUUGGAGUCAUCGCUCUACGAUUUUAUUAUUAACGAAAGGUGGUCCACAGCCAUUUCAUUCAUUAAACACAACCGAGGCCACUUAAGCAGUGAACGUCAAGGUGUGGAAUUUGAGGAUGAAAUCGACUUGAUUACAAAUGUAUAUUGCAAGAAAUUAGUCCAAGAAAGGCCUGAUUCAUUUGUAAUUACAAAUCAGGACAAUGAUUUGGGUGAUGUGUUUGGAAGAUUGUUUCAGGUCUCUGCUGCUGUUUCUGAUUUAGAAAGUAUGCUAAGGGAGAGAGACCUAUCCCAUAACUCUGUCAGUUUCCCGAAGGAUUAAUAUUAUAUUUUAUUUUGAAUAUAUAAAUUAAAAUAAAAUAACAUUAUACUAUAAGACACUUUGUACCAAGGCAAUUGAUUGAAAGAAAUUAAAAGGACAACGCCGCUACAUAGAUGUAA